Messenger RNA from Sander lucioperca (pikeperch), 1909 nucleotides. It is a transcript of the gene fkbp1ab, whose product is annotated as FKBP prolyl isomerase 1Ab. The record is from RefSeq and is a predicted model, not a curated record. The transcript has 5 exons. Gene Ontology annotation, molecular function: peptidyl-prolyl cis-trans isomerase activity. The coding region runs from base 133 to 459 and encodes 108 amino acids. Lineage: Eukaryota; Metazoa; Chordata; Actinopteri; Perciformes; Percidae.
AGAGAGAGAGAGAGAGAGAGAGAGAGAGAGAGAGACAGACAGCUGAGAACAUCCGCUGGAGGAGCAGACAGACAGACUGCGGGAAGAAGAGCGUAGCCGGGCGCAGGGACAUCUCCAGAACACACCGCUAAAAUGGGAGUCGAAAUCGAGACUAUAACCCCGGGCGACGGAAGGACUUUCCCCAAAAAAGGACAGACGUGUGUGGUGCAUUAUGUUGGCUCCCUGACAGAUGGACGUAAGUUUGACUCAUCUCGUGAUAGGGACAAGCCUUUCAGGUUCAAGAUCGGCAAACAGGAAGUGAUCCGAGGCUGGGAAGAGGGUGUAGUGCAGAUGAGUGUUGGUCAAAGGGCCAAGUUGACCUGCUCACCUGAAUACGCUUAUGGAAACAAAGGCCACCCGGGCAUCAUUCCUCCUAACGCCACCCUCAUCUUUGAUGUUGAGCUGCUGGGUUUGGAAUGAAACAGAUUCACGACCUGUUUUUUUUUUUUUGUUCUGUGUGACUUCCUACCUGGAUGACCUGGAGAGAAGCUAGGAGAGUCUGCACUUGAUUCUAUAAGAGGCUUGAGUCUAUAGUUCCACUACUUUUUUCAUCCAAAUAUGACAGUUUGUGUUAUUUUUGUCUCUGUGACUGAGUGAAUUAUAUUUUUCAGCAUAUUCUUCCUCCUAAAAACCAUGGGCCAUAACCUUACAAACCUCCAUGUUCCUAAUCUUGAAUUCUUUUGAAUUGCGCUUUACUUUUCUUUGUGUUUUCUGAAAAUGUUGGCUGUGCAUGGUUACGCUGAGAAGUACAAAAUACCAAUGAACCACUAGCAGUGACAUUCAUCUUGUAUGAGUCAAUGCGUACUAGUGUUAUAAUGUUCGAGAGCUGGUGCUUGUUAUAUUAGAGAAACAAAAAUGUAUACAAAAGAACAUGAAAAGCACACAUUUGUAUCCCUAUCCAGUUGAAAAUCAGAUCAAAUGAGACUGCUAGAGAUACACAGUAAGGCGUAGUGUUGAAUUUAGUGGCUAACUGUGGUGAAAUGUCAAGUGACAGGGAGGCCUUCACCUCAACACAGGAAUUAAGUUUGCUACAUUAAAUGCCCAUUUUUAUAUAGUGUCACUGUAUUUAAAUUGUUAACUGAAGCGCGAGCUCGAGAGGGGUAAUUGGCCCAAAGGAGAACCAAUCACAGUUGUAGAUAGAUCUAAUGUGUGCCUAAAUAUUCUCACCAGACACAUGGUUACUACCUUGCCCUGUCUGCAUGUUCUAGGCCCGAUGGAAACCCUAGUAUGUACAUGUUAAAGCUUUGCAUUCAAUUUGCAUUAUUAUCACCUUCUCAUCUCGCCAUGUCCUUAAACCCCAUUUAAAGCCAUACACAGGUUGAACAGAGCAAAGACAGGAUUUGCCUUGACACACAUCAAUUGGAUUAUUUUUUUCUUAGACAAAAAAGGAAAUGCUUGAAAUUUACAAAAGGGGGUUGAGGAAUCAAUCAAAUUGUGACCUCCCCCAUUAUUUUGUGUAACAACUUCAAUCAUGUAUUUUUCAAAUGCCAACUUUCUAUCUCUGAGAAUCAGCAAAGCUUAUUUAUAACCUAUGAUGAAAGAUAAUGUUUUUCAGUUUUUUUUGCCAGUGUCAGUUAAGUACCACACUGCCUAACUGAAGUCUGUGUUGUGGUAGAAAAAGAAGCAGACGCACGGGCACCCUAGUGGUUUUGUAUCUCAAAUAAAUAGUUUUAAAUGGAGUUUAAUGAAGGAAUAUGCUAGCCUGGCUGUCAGAUUUUGACAGUGGCUGUCAAUGUUACAUAUUGGCCAAGCUGCAACUGGUGCGGCAGCAGUCCACCUCUGUGCUGUGUAGUUAUUUGCUGAUACGUUACUGUAUGCAGACUAAACCAAUGACGACAUAUUUAAAAUAAAAGAAGUGCUCUCCACUUGC